AUGAAAAGUAGGGACAGCGACCGCGGGCAAAGCGGCGUGAUCUUCGGUUAUCUUCGUUCUAGUACAGUGUUGACUCGUCGGACUGUAGCGGUUGUAAACAACUUGUCGCCCCGUGUGUCUGCCCGUGGCGCUAGUUAUCUGUCGAAGGUGGUGGUGGACGUCUCUGCCCUGACGCGCGGCGUGCGUCUGCUCAGUGUGGAGGUGCCGCUGACAGCGGUGCCGGCCGGACCGGCUGCCUCUCCGGCGGCCGACAUUGAGCGCGGCACGUGUCCGCCGCCGUUCGGGCCGCUGCAGCUGCUGCAGUCGGCGGCGCAGCUGUCCGUCUCCGUGUCGCUGGCCGUGCCGCUGGACCUGCUGCCGCGGCCGGCGCCGGCGCGCUGCGCCUACGGCCGCCUGCUGGCCGUCGUCUCGCAGCGCGGCCUGCAGCGCAGCGGCGUGCUGCAGCUCAUCCAGCAGCUCAACGAGCCGCCCAGCCCGGCGGCGGCCGAGGGCGCCGCGCCGCGCCGGCCCGGCGACGUCAGCACACCUGGCAUCAGCGGCUUCUGCCUGGCCGACCGUCAGCUGCACCUGCUGUUCGCCGAGGGGCGCGCCGACGCCGAGCUGGAACAGACGGCGGCCGGGCCGCGCGCUCUGCCGCGCCGCGACGCUCGACUCUGCCACCACUCGGGCCGAUUGCUCUUGAUCGUCAAUACAUACAUACAUACAUACAUACUGUUUAGGGAGGCCAGCCGGCCGCGUUCCGCGUGCUCGAGGACCGCCCGCUACGCGCCCAGCUGCUCGACACCCGCCUCUACACGUUACAGAAACAGGAGCCGGCGCGCGCCGUCCGCGCCAUCAGAGAGUGCUUCCGCACGCAGUGGCUGUCGGAAAAUGAACCUGCUUCCGAACGAGGCCGGCCUGCAACAACUGCUGGCCGGCUGUUGGCCGAAAAAAAACGCCUUCAACCGGAUACGAUCAGCUGCGAAGACCCAGAUCCGUAGUAGAGGGCUCAUCGAGUCCGGGUCCAGCUCCCCGUACUUCCUCCACUUUGGAAACACCGCAGCGAAGAUCACAGUUAUACAUAAUAUUUAG
Molecule: messenger RNA, 1071 nt
Organism: Amphibalanus amphitrite
Lineage: Eukaryota; Metazoa; Arthropoda; Thecostraca; Balanomorpha; Balanidae
Exons: 4
Coding region: 1-1071 (356 amino acids)
Source: RefSeq, a predicted model, not a curated record